Sphenostylis stenocarpa is the source of this 1434-nucleotide messenger RNA. The record is from the annotation of a GenBank genome assembly. NCBI's taxonomy places the organism in Eukaryota, Viridiplantae, Streptophyta, Magnoliopsida, Fabales, Fabaceae.
AUGUUGGAAGACAUUGUGUCGGGUUACAUGGGAGGCGGAGACUCUUCUGAUGAAGGAAGAGAAACACAUGUUGCAAACCUAAAUCAUGUGAUGCAAUUCCAAGAACAGCAUGAAAUCUUGAAGAAAAUGCUGAGAAUGAUGGAGUCAGGUGAGGAGACAAAAGGCUUUGUUUUUGGGAUAGUUCCCAUAAACGGAAAGCCAGUUAAUGUAGCAUCUGACAAUCUUCGAGAUUGGUGGACUGAAAAGGUUAACUUUGAUCGGAAUGCUCCGACAGCCAUAGCCAGGUAUGAGGCCGAGAAUGUCAUCAUAGAAAUGAAUGAUGGUUGCGCUUCCAUUGGUCCAACACCAGAAUCAUUACAGCAGUUUCCUGACACAACCUUGGGCUCUCUCUUAUCAGCACUUAUGCCACACUGCAAUCCCCCUCAGAUCAAAUUUCCAUUCUCAAAGAGGGUUCCUCCACCAUGGUGGCCCACUGGAAAUGAAGAAUGGUGGUGUCAAAUUGGUCUUCCUCCCAAAGACCAAGGUCCUCCACCUUAUAGAAAACCUCAUGACCUCAAGAAGAUAUGGAAGGUUGCUGUUCUCACUGCAGUGAUUAAACAUAUGUCUCCCGAUGUCACCAAUAUAAUGAAGGUUGUAAGACAGUCAAAAUGUUUUCAAGGAAAGAUGACAUCUAAGGAGAGUGCAAUAUGGCUUGCCAUUCUCAACAAAGAGGCAGCCCUGCUUCAAGAGAUUAACCUUCCUCCUUCUUCCUCUGGUGGAGGUAAUGAGUCCAUAAUUAUUAGAGAACAGAGCUUAAAUGUGGAGGACGGGAACCCUAAUCAUCAUAAUUUGUCCAACCUUGUCAUCGAGCGACUCCGGAAAAGAAAGGUUUCUUCUGAUGAUCAAGAUAAUCGGAAUAAGAGUUCAUGCAAUUGUGGACAAUCUGGAUGUCCUUUUGAUGAUAUUUUUCUUAGUUUACAUGACAGACCAGCUAGGGACUAUCAUCAAGUGAACCCUGCAUAUAGAAACAUUUAUAAAGACGACGAUGCUGGUCCGAGUCGCCAAGAUACUGAGGUUGAACCAGUCACUACAUGUCAGACUACAAAUUUUGUUACACCUUCAUCUGGUGGAACUGGACUUGGAGUUUCUGAAGAUGACCAAAGAAUAAACACAGAUGCUACCACCAUCUAUGAUACUAGUGUUGCAGGAAACGAUAACUUGAAUUCCAACAACUUUGUACCUGUAGAAUACGGUAACAUUUCUGAGGUUAUCUUAGCAGAAGAGGACAAAAUGUUGACUGGUGAAGGAAUGGUGGGGGAAGAAAACUUGGUUAGAGAAGAGGAAGGUCAAUUGGAACACUUGAAUACCACCAACAUAAACCCUUCUCUUGAUGAUAUCCAGGACGAGAUAUUUGAUCCCUUCCUUGAUUUAGAAUCCUUUGUUUCUUUGUAUUAA